AUGCAGAGCUUGUUCACGGCGAUCGAUCCAGAGUUGCACAAAGCUCUCAAGCGACCAGUGGCACAAAAGUAUUCCAUGACGUCUAUUCGAACCCUCGAGUAUCUGGUGGACCCCUGUACGAAAAUGUUCACGGAUGCCAUGACCGAUAUGCAGGGGCAGGUGGUCAACUUGGGCACGUGGGUACAGUGGUACGCAUUCGACGUCAUUGGCGCCAUCACGUUCUCCCGCCGCUUCGGAUUCAUGGAGACUCGGUCCGACGUCAAUGAUGUUAUUUCUGGCAUCGAGACCGGGCUGAUGUACGGCGGAAUUAUCGGGGAAGUGCCUUCUUUGCACAAGUAUCUCCUGGGCAACAUCACAUUGAGGAAGGUGAUGGACAAACUCGGAGUUCCAGAUCCAUUGCCGAUAGUUAUGAAUAUUACGAUGCCAAACAUGACUCUUCUGAACGAGGAGAUUUCCUGGCGUAUUUGCGACGAGAGCAAGCCUCUACUGGUGAACACAUCAGUACUCGAGAUAUGA
Molecule: messenger RNA, 516 nt
Organism: Colletotrichum fioriniae
Lineage: Eukaryota; Fungi; Ascomycota; Sordariomycetes; Glomerellales; Glomerellaceae
Source: RefSeq, a predicted model, not a curated record